This is a messenger RNA of Ixodes scapularis (black-legged tick), 636 nucleotides long. RefSeq names its product salivary cystatin-L2-like. Bases 146 to 541 code for a protein of 131 amino acids. Lineage: Eukaryota; Metazoa; Arthropoda; Arachnida; Ixodida; Ixodidae. Gene Ontology annotation, molecular function: cysteine-type endopeptidase inhibitor activity. The transcript has 3 exons. The record is from RefSeq and is a predicted model, not a curated record.
AUCUUAUCGCGCUUUAUUCACGCAUCGAAGGAGCUGCCCCGUGCGAGUUUCUGGCAGCUGGCGCAAACUGUCUGAUAUAAAAGUGCUCAGAAGAUUCCCCGACGCAUCGACUUCAAAGCCGACGACAACGAAGACGUUAGACAAGAUGGGCGUGUUCAGCACCAGCGUGGUCCUGCUGAGCUUGGCAGUCUGCGGUACCCUGGCGGGAAGAUCGCUGCCUGGUGGCUGGAGGUCGAGGGACGUCUACAGCGAUCCCGCGUACGCCGAGCUGGCCCACUACGCCGUUUCGAGCCAAGCGGGGGACAGCGAGUUCUAUGACACUGUCCUGGAGCUCUUAGAAGUGGAGACUCAGGUUGUCGCUGGAAUGAACUACCGACUCAAGUUCAGCACGGCUGAGACUGCCUGCAAAGUCGGAGUGGAUGAAUAUUCCCGGGAACGCUGCCUGCCAAAAGUCAAUCUGCCCAAGGCAACCUGCACUGCGGUGGUGUACGAGCGCCCCUGGCAAAAUCACCGUGAAGUCACAAGUUACGAGUGCGUUUGAGGAUGGGCUUCAUUCGAACACGACUCCAAGUGAACAUUCAUGCAGUGGUGCAUAAAAAAAACGGUCUUGGAAUUAUUAAAAAAAAAGUCAAACAA